CAAUGUGAAUGAACACGGUACAUUAUUGGCGGAUGCUGGACGCAACUGCAGUCUGCUACGUUAAAGCGUCACUGGACGGUACUUUCCAAUGAAAACAAGGCUAUGCCAUUUACCUGCAAGUCGGCGUAGCUUGCUUGUGUGCAUGAUUAUACCAACUAGAUAGAUCAGUUCAAAAUGCUGGGGAUGUUGCAGUUUUUACUCAUCGUUCUCGCUGGAUUAGCCGUUACCGUGACCUUAGAAAUACAAGACUGCCAGAAAAUCAACCUGACCAUCUUUUGCUUGAACGACACGAUCUGUGCAAACUGUUCCACCGAGGCUUUUUACAACUGCAGCUUCGCAAACUGUCCAUACAACGUGUCAAUCCAGUGGAAUAUUCACCCAUCGCAUCGUGACGUUGGUAGCACCUUAGAGAAUGAAACUUUGGAAGGGCCACUGGAGCUUCUAAUCUCGAACUUUAGCACGUUUGAUUUCGAGAACGGAAAUCUUGGCUGUUUCGCAAAUUCUUCUGCAUAUCGCGUUCUUUCUGAAAGUAUUCCAUUACAAGGGCUUUGUCAGGAUAGACACAGAUACCACCAAGCUUCAGCAAAGCACAAUUCAUUAAAAUACACCGUGGAUAUUCCAAGAACGUACGACAUAGAAGGUGGCGUGCAUCUGAGGGUCUUUCCCAGAGACCCAUCACUGCCCAAAUUGAAGGAAUCUCUCUCAGGUGCAAGAGUAACUAAGUUCGGAAGUGACAUUCUUGAGGUGAAGGUUCAAACUAAACAGGGCGAGCCUUUGACUGACUUUCCGGAUGAGCCCGUCCUGCUCACAUUUCCUGUUGAUCCAUAUGACCCCAGCAAGGAAAAACCCCUGUGCUGCUUUAGAGAGGAAUUGGGCUAUUGGUCCACACAUGGCUGCAACACUAACAUCAAGAGUAGUGACACCGUGCAAUGUAGCUGUAAUCAUCUCACAAGUUUUGCCAUAUUGAUGCAGACUUCAGAGGUGGACGUGGAUGACAGGAUUUUGACAAUAUUGACAAAGAUCGGGUUGAGUGUUUCUAUCACUUGCCUUAUUCUUACGCUGUUAAUCUACGCCCUCUGUCGAUUGAAAAGUCUGCGGAUUAUUAUCCACGCUAACCUGGCGUUUGCACUGUUGGUUGGACAUACAGUUUUCUUGUUUAUUGACACCGAAAACAAGGCCGGCUGUGCGGUGGUUGCUGUGUUGCUACAUUUCUUUUUCUUGGCCGCUUUCACCUGGAUGGCUUUAGAGGGCGUGUUUCUUCUGAUUAAAUCCACACCCACAUUCCCGUGGAGGAUCCGUUUACCGGCAUGGUUUGCAGUUGGCUGGGGAGUUCCUGCCUCCGUUGUACUGAUGUCAAUAGCAUCGAAGUUUGAGGGAUAUAAUAGCAGGGUUCAGGGGUGCUGGUUGUCCUUCGACAGUGGCUUUGUCUGGGCAUUCUUAGCACCAGUUAUCGUCAUCAUCAUUGUGAACACAACAAUCCUGACCCGUCUAAUCUACAUAUUUCUGUCCCUGCAAGCUAACAAGAAGAAAUCGGAGGCUCAGAAAAUGAAGGCAGGUCUCCGUCUUGUCCUGAUCUUGGAGCCUUUACUUGGGCUACCAUGGCUGAGUGGUCUGUUGUAUUCAAGCCCAAACACGACUUUCUUUGCAUACGUUUUCGUGAUCUGCAACUCACUUCAGGGGAUGUUCUUGUUUGUCACACAGUGUCUCUUUGAUGAAGAGGUACGGAAUAAGUUCAAGCUAAUGAAAUCAAAGAGGUCAUCCAAGGUCACCUCCCUAACGUCAUCGUCUGGUAACCGGGAGAAGACGUUGAAAGAAACACUCUUUUCGGAGAGGUCUUGCAAACAAGACGGUUUCGAAAACGUGUCCGACGGAGUUACGAUGAGACGCAUGGAUACCCCAAAACACAAACUGGGCACAGACACGCAGCAUAUUCACAUCACAGAAAACCAAGACACACCCGGGGAAGUCGAUCUGCCUACUGUAAGCAGACCAAAUAGCCACAAAUCGAGAUGUGACGGUCCAGUAUCGACCAUGCUUAACCCCAUCAAGCAGCUACUGUCAGUGAGAGAUAAGCGAAAUGACUUUGAAAUGUUUGAGUAUGUGACGUCUGACUACUCCAUUGUAAAGAGUAAUGACAGCGAGACCAGACCAUACUGGACCCCCGAAGCUAUGUCUACCCCUAGUUCAGAUGUGCCUUCUGGGGCGUAUAACAAAACAUCCGUUAGGUACUGGGAGGGAAGCUCCAAACAUGAAACUCAAAAUGAACCGGUAGAUCUUCCUGAGAAACGACCAGACAUUCAAGGGACAGACAUUGCAAAUAUUGAAGAGCCAUGGCAACAACGACCUAUCGGGGAUUGUUUUGUCGUCUCCAAGGGCAACAGCCAACAUAUAGAGCGCGGCAAAGGCGAAGCAGGAAAGCAACAACGACCCGCGAAAAUAUGGAGAUACUAGUGCGGAUUAUUGGUGUUUGUCACAGACAGAUCGUCUGCACUACAACGUAUAUUUGAGCUUAAAAAUCUAGCUAGGCCAGAGUGUUAAAGUUGAUUUACAAGUUUAGCCCUACUCUACAAAACACGAUAGCACUAGGGGAACAAAUGAUUGGGUGUCGCAUAAACUUGUCCUUGCAGGCUUACGUAAGCUAGACCUACUGUCUGUUUCCCUCGUUUUACACCACCUCUCCUUCAGAUUUUUGUGGGGUAAUUUGUGGGAUAUUUUCAUGAUUUGUAGUAAAUUGUUGGCACCAGUUUGGACUAACUAUUCACUCAAACAGGAAAAUUCCUGUAGACUACGAACACGUCCAAUUCGUCAACGGUAGUAUAAAACUGAAAUUACGACUAAUUGCUCAAUCAACUUGAAUGAAGAUUGAAGUUCUAGCUUUGCAUAAAAAAGUAGUUUGUUUAUGCACCGAAUAAUUGUUGCUAUAAUGAAACCGGUCAAAUAACCUAUGCGUUACUUUUAUUUCCUUUUGGAUUUGUGUUUAUACAUGUUCCUGUUAUAAACCCGAAUACUUUAUAAAAGUACACGUAUUUUGAAGACUUUUAGCACCAGUGAUGAUUAAAGAUGUCUCAGUAUAAAGUAUAUCAAUAUACCCAGAAAUAUUAUACAUCCACUCUUUUUAACGAAUUCCCGUUUCUGACCGAAUUCCAGUAGCCUGAGUUGAUACCAUGAAAUCUACAAAUAGUCUCUAUUUCAAACUGGGCAUUGAGAUAAUAAACCAAUAAUAACAUUGGGAAUAUUAUUUUAUUAUAGUGAUAGAAACACACUUAAUUUCAAUCUUAAUUAAUAAUCUUGCAGUAGCUAAAUAAGUGAUUGAAUUUGUGCAUAGUCAGUGAUGCUGUUUCUUUGUUUAAAACCAUUAAAGUUUCCAUAACAUCAAAAAUUGAUUCCAUGCAAAAGUGGAGUAAAUAAGCAGUUUCUGCUCAUUGGGUGUAAAGUUUUCAAUGCCUGCACCGCAAUAUAAUUUUACCAAUACAGCAUGAUACUAUAGGCUGGCAUGACAUUUAUUUUCUCGGUAAUUGAAGCUAUCAUUUAUUACCCAUGCGUGACAGGCAAUUAUAGGCAAAGCUUUCCGUGGACAAGCAUUUUGGUAUCAUUUUGAGAGUUAAAUCGUCUGCCUUACGAAAGACCUCCUAUCUAUCAGAAAUGGUCAACAACACGCUUUCUAUAAUAUAGCCAUUUGGUUGUAUUAAAUUACGGCUGUAAAUUA
Molecule: messenger RNA, 3706 nt
Organism: Acanthaster planci (crown-of-thorns starfish)
Lineage: Eukaryota; Metazoa; Echinodermata; Asteroidea; Valvatida; Acanthasteridae
Product: adhesion G protein-coupled receptor E3-like
Biological process (GO): adenylate cyclase-activating G protein-coupled receptor signaling pathway; cell surface receptor signaling pathway
Cellular component (GO): plasma membrane
Molecular function (GO): G protein-coupled receptor activity
Source: RefSeq, a predicted model, not a curated record